AGUUUAAAUCAGACAAUGGAAGGAGUCAGUAUUUACAAAAAUGUUUAAAGAUUUAUCUAAGUUAUGCUUCAGUAGUUCCGUCUUCACGUUAUACCACUUUUCGAGAGAUUAGCCAGCAGUCAUGGAAGCAGAGGCUACUGUGAUUAAGGUUACAUGUCCUGAGAAACAAGAAGAGCUGCCAAAGGCAUCCUCUGAGAUCCGAGAUGAACCAGUUGCUGCAUCCCUACAGAAUGAUGACAAGAAAACACCGGUCAGUGAUUAUGCUUCUCAGAGGACUUCGGAAAGUCUUGUUGGAGUGCUAAGUAUUCCAGUGAUUGUUCAAAGUGGUGAUGCAUCAAUUCAGCAAGCCACAUCAGAUCAAGUCGAGUCAAGGAAUGGUGAACAAAGUGAAGGAACUACCUGCAUCGCUCAGGGUAACAAUGAACUAACGGAUGGAAAUAGUGCUAGUGGACAUGGCUCGUCGGUUAUAUCAGAGACCUUGAUUGAAGCAGCGUUAUCAUCAGAGUCAUUACCAUGCCAACCAAAGCAAGAUGCGCUCAAGGAUAGGGGUGGUACGGUGAAAUGUGCAGGAUGUGGAAAGGCCUUCAGUCAGCCCUGGGCUCUUCCACAGAGAGCUAACAGGGUGGUGCUUUCUUUGUGUGACGACUGUGAGAACAUCACCUCGGCCAUGUUCAUUUGCAUCAGCUGCGGGCAAGAGUGCAGCAGCCUUGCUUCCCUGCGAGCACACAAACAGACGCAUCUAGUCCCCGAGCAGCGCAUCUUUGUUUGUGAAAUGUGUGGUGUGGGUUUUCAGAAGCAGAUUUCUCUGGAGGUGCACACGUGUGCAGGUCUUGUGAAUGUAAUCAGCAAGUCAGACGGAAAAGGUGCCACUUUGCAGGAGGCUGACGUACCACAAAAGCAAGCUCGAUCAAGAAGAAAACCUAGGGUGACACAGAAAGUGAGGGUGGAAGCCAUUGUCAAAACUUUAUCCAAAAGGAAUCAGCAGACUGCGAGGAGCGUCCCAGCAAGUAAUAACGUAUCUCCAAAGAAAGCGCAAUCUGCAAAACGAUCUACAUCAGCCAGAAAGCCACAGGCCAGAGGUAGGAAGAAAACAAUAAGAAAAACUCCUUCAGCAGUACUUCCGACUAAAGCAACUCCUCUAAAAAAGAAAUUAGUAGUUAAUUUUUCACCUCCAUCAAGCAGGCCUAGGACCCAGAGGAAAAUCUUGAAGAUACCAAAAGUGUUUGAAUGUAAAGAGUGCUCUGAGUUCUUCACGGAAAGUAAAGAGUUGAGAAAACACAAAGCCAUACAUAAGAAAACAAGGGAAACUUUUCAUUGUGAGACAUGCAAGAAGGAAUUCAAGUCUAAAGGUAAUCUCAGUCGUCAUGAGCUUACACACUCUGAGAAACCUACAACCGUUUGUGAAAUUUGUGACAAGGUAUUUCAGUCGAUUCAUACUCUAUUAACUCACAAGAAGACAGUUCAUAAUGAAUUGAAGCCAUUUGUGUGCGACAUCUGUCAUAAGGAUUUCAAGCAGUUAGGUAACAUGAAGACACAUCGACGCACUCAUACAGGAGAAAAGCCUUUUGUGUGCCAGGAAUGUGGGCGGGCCUUCGCUCAGAUGGGAAAUCUUCAGGCACACAUGGUCAUCCAUGCUGCUUCUAAACCUCAUGUCUGCGAGAUGUGCGGCAAGGCUUUCUCCUAUCUUCGCAGUCUGCAGAACCACGUGCGAGGCACUCACACGGGGGAGCGCCCGUUCGCAUGCCCAGUCUGCGGCAAGACGUUCUCCAACCCGAGCGUGCUUCGGGAUCACAAGCGAACGCACUCUGACAAGAGAGGCUACCUGUGCGACAAGUGCGGGAAGGGUUUCAAGAGCUACAAGAAUCUGAAGCAGCAUGAGAAGUUUCACCUGGACGUUCGUCCCUACAGCUGCCAGGUGUGUGGGAAGGGGUUUGUGUGGUUCAAAAGCUUUCAGCUCCACAAGAGGACUCACACGGGGGAAAAGCCAUAUACUUGCGAUCAAUGCGACAAGGCUUUUUCCAACAUCAACUCUCUCAAGAACCACAAACAGAAGCAUCUCUCUGGUUACGCCGCUCCACCUCCCAAGAGUCGCUCCACCGCCAAAACCCAUCCUCCUCCAAUAUCGGCUCCUCCUCCAUCUCUCCCCCCACUCCAAAGCCAAACAAUGAUCAUCCCACACCCACACCCGAGCCUCCACCAAGGGCAUACCAGGGAUCACAUGGUCAACUCCAUCCACCAUCAUGCAGACGUUCCUUCUUCUACUUCUUCCUCUACUCCUCCCAUUCAUCAUCCUACUAUCUCAUCCCACUCUCAGGCUUACAGUCAUGUUGUCUUUCCUCAGGCUUUCCCAUCUUUUGUCACUAAUCCCAGUGGAGAUUUUACCAUUCUAUGAUAUUUUUGUUCAAUGCAAUAAUUAGUAAGUUUUAUUUAGUUUUGAUGACAUUUUGAUUUACUGAUAAGAUGUCUGAUUAUUAUUAUCAACUCAAAGAGUAUCAGUAAGUGUGGUGCUGUUCAUAUUUUAAACACGGAUAAAGGCUUGUUAACACAUGACGUGGUAGCAGUUUCUCUGCUUCAUAUUUUUGUAUCUUAUAUGUUAUAACACAAAGAUUAGUGGGAACAUGUACUAGGCAGGGCUUGAUACUAACAGGCGCUCGGGAGACAUGGGAGCCCAGAUCUAAGUCUGGACCUCCAAAAUUUCAAGAUGUAUACGUAGGCUUAUACAUUGAGGCCUUACAAUUAUGAAUCUAGUUCAUAAAAAAGUUCAUGUGGAGCCCUGAAGUAUGUGCAGGACCUUUGUUGCACGCAGCUUCAUGUACUUUUUUAAAUCCCUACUUGCCAUGCAGUUAGUACAAAAAACACCUACAGUUUACAACAACAUAUGAUGUACACUGUAUAUGAAUGAAAUUUUAGAGAGUACUCUGUCGGGCUUCUGUUUCAUGGAGCUCCUUUUUCUGCCUUACUUGCCACUUCACGGUAUUAAUUACAAAAUGGUUGUGUUUUUCCCCAGUUUAUUUUCAGUCGAUAUACAAUAUGUAUGAAAUGGGCUUUAUCAUUAAGUAAUAGGCUGAUUGCUGAUAUCAGAAUGAUAUUCUUAAAGACUUUUCCACGGGAACUAUUCCUUGGAGUAGGCUCACAUAAAGAUUUGUUUGUGAGUCUUUUAUUUUGAGCUCGAGAAGACAUGGUGAUCACGUUCAGUAAUUUAUGUUACAAAUAAGUGACACAUUGUUGUUCCUGUUUUGUUGUAUUUAAUAUUGUGUGUUUGUGACAGGGGCUUUUAUUUCAGUAAUAUUUGCCUAUUUCUUUGCAACUCAUGACAUGAUGACAAGUCUACAUUACCGGUAUGCUCCUUUUGACAAUAAUGAUAUGAUGAAUCAUUGCUAUAGUCUUUUAUCUCUAUAUUUUGUUUAGAAUGAUCCUUGACAAAAUGUUGGUUUUCUGCGAACAGUGAGAUCCUGUCUUAUGAUUAUAUUGAUGGAGUUGCCUGAAUGUUGUUUAUGAUUAUAUCCAUUUCAAAUUAUGUUUGGUCAUAUCAGCAGCAGUGCUUUACAUGUGCUAUGUACAUUAACCACCUAAAAAGUAUCACAAUGAAAUAGAAGACAUUAAAUUGCACCUUUAGGCAUUUCCCAGGCUGAUUUUUAGAUUAAAAUUAUUGAAUGAUGAAACUGAAUGAAUGAAUGAAAAUUUGUUGUGAAAACUUAUUCCUUUGUUAAAGUGCCACUACAGUGAGUAUGUGCAGUCACUUGUUUAUGAUAUUUUUAAUCCACUACAUGAAAUCCUCUGCUGAGAGCCAAUGUGGCUUUAAUUUUGUUUGAUUAACAAUAUUUUGUCCCUCAGUGGGAGAAAAAACAACUGGCUUCAACAUAUUGUUGUUUAUGUUGGUUGUAUUUUUGGCAUUGAGUCGAAUUUGACUAUUUGCACCUAAUUUGUAGGUAGUCUGGUUCUAAUGCAGUUUUGCCUUUUAAAUAAUUAAUUAGAUUAUUUUGCAUUCUGUUAUUAACUCCAUGAUUAUACCAAUGAGUUUAUUAAUGUACACCUAUAUAGGGAUGUUUUGUUGACAAUGAUGGUUCUUAAAUUUAAUUGAUACCAGUAUAUAGUACACGUAUUAGGCUAUUAGUGUUACUUCUACUGUAGGUUAAUUGUCCAUAUCAUCAAGCCAAAACUUCUUUAAUUUUUGUUAAAGAUUUUCUGGUUUCUUUGAACUGUUUGUUGAAUAGGAGCUAAUAAUAGUUAUAUUAGUACUGUAUUCUGAAUAAUGACAAUGAGACACCAGCAUGCUCAUCAACUAUUGCAUAUUUAGCAAUACCUUGCAUUUCCUCUGUAUUCUUUAUAUUUUCCUAGUUCUAUUCUAGUUUAAAUGGGCUGACUGGUUUUGAUUGUGAAUAAAGUGCUGUACCCUAAGACUGUAAAAGUAUUAAUUUCUACCAAAUUGUAGGCUGAACGAUAUGUUGUUAUGAGGAUUAUUCUUUAUUUUACCUUUAAAAUAUUUUUGUUUGUAUUAAAUGAAAUGUGGCAGCAGCACUAGUACACGUAUGUCCGUAUUAUAUAGAGAAAUCUUGCAACAACAAAAUAGCUUACGAACAACAAAAUGUGCAUUAUUCAAACUUUACAAAGAAAGUGCAUUUUCUUGUCCAAUGUUAUGAUAUUUGAAUAAACAGACUUGGUAAAUCCCAGAAACAAAAAUGUUUAAUUUCAAUUUGCCCAAACUUUGUAUUUUGUGGAUUACAUUUGUAGUUAGCCCAAAAGGUGAAAUAAUAGGUUAUCUAAUCAUAUUUUAAUGGCAUUAAUCAUCAAAUGCCUGUUGUGUUGUUGGCGUAGUUGUUGUUUAGGUUUUCAGGAGUGAAUGUUUCAAUGGUAUGUCAAACCUUUAGAUUUUCUAGUUUGGUGGUAACAAUUUUAGCAAUUAUUUCCCUCAUAAGAGUUUUAUUACUGAAGGAACAUUUCUUGUAUUUUUACAAAUAUCUGGGUUUGAUUAAGAAACCAUCAUUGUUACCUUACUUUUAUACUCAGUCAGGAGCAUGGCAGCAAUGGUAUUUGAUAAAAGAAGAGUAUUUCAAUGUUAUCUGUUUAUCAGUUCAAUCAUUCAAACUAUUCAUUUCAUUAUAACUUGUACAUGUAUGUCUGAUGUAUGUAUUCUCUCUGUAAUAUUUCCCUAUUUUAAUUAUAUUGUAGAAGUAACUUAUUUAAAGCAUGUAAGAUGAAGGAGGCUUUCAGUUAAGUGGCUUUGUGUAGUACUAGUAAUGAUUGAAAUGUAUAUGGUUUUUAGACUGUCAUUGAAAUAUUUGUGUACAUACAAUAUAUUGCACAUAUUGCAGUUGAAAUUUUACAAGUAGUUUGAUUGUCAAAGUCAUUUUUAUUACUUCUCAAAUGAUGUUGUCACUCGUUUUAACACAAAUGUGUAUAUAAUGUAUUUUCCUUUCAUAAUUGAAUAUUUAAUUCACAAUUCAUAAAUACUUAUGAAGUAUGUUCUUUACUCAUUGCCGUUUAUAUUUUUCAUUUUCUUUUUUUUUUAUUCAUGUCUGCUCAGCUAAUACAUUUUGUAUAAAUGUGCCUCUUAUGUCAGUGGCUGUUUUUCAUAACUGAAUCAUGUGAAGUGAAAUGUGACUAUCAUUUAAGAACAUUCAAGUGUAUUUGAAGAAAAAAAAAUAAAGCAAGUGAUAAGCAACUCAUGAAACUCAUAAA
This is a messenger RNA of Strongylocentrotus purpuratus (purple sea urchin), 5679 nucleotides long. Its product is annotated as zinc finger protein 678. The record is from RefSeq and is a predicted model, not a curated record. Lineage: Eukaryota; Metazoa; Echinodermata; Echinoidea; Camarodonta; Strongylocentrotidae. The transcript has 2 exons. The coding region runs from base 122 to 2392 and encodes 756 amino acids.